CCAGCUGCUGCCCAGUGGACUCAGUCUUCCGGCGGGGAGUAUGGCGGGGGUAAUGUUGAUGGUGGUUCCGCUGUGGCCGGCGUCCCGGGGACUACUCCGAAACUGUUGGGAGUUGCUGCAGCGGAAAUUCCAGCAAAGCUGGCCAGGCCUUUCCAGCCCUCCGUGGGGACCAGCAUUAGCAGUCCAGGGUCCAGGGCUACUUACAGAGCCAGCAAAAGAUACCAGUGGAAGUAAGGAGAAUUCCAGCCUCCUGGAUGGUAUAUUUUGGAUGGCAGCUCCCAAACACAGACGCAGUAUUGAAGUUAACCGGUGUAGAAGAAGAAACUCUCAGAAACUUAUUAAAGUUAAGAAUAAUAUCGACGUUUGUCCAGAAUGUGGUCACCUAAAAUUGAAACAUGUCCUUUGUGGCUUUUGCUAUGAGAAAGUGCGCAAGGAGACUGCAGAAAUCAGACUACACAUAGGGAAACAAGAAGGGGGCCCAUUUAAAGCUCCACCCACAGAGACUGUGGUCUUGUACACAGGAGAAACACCAUCUCCACAUGAUCAGGGCAAGAGGAUCAUUGAGCGAGACAAGAAGCGGCCAUCCUGGUUCACCCAAAACUGACAGCAAAGAUGUUAAAAGAGUAACUUCACAGUAAAACUUACUCCUAAAAUACGAGAAGGCUUUGUUUUUUAUGUUGUUGGGCUUGUUUUUUGCUCACCAGUAUAAAGUAUAAUUUAUAUACCACUAUAUGUGAGAUAAUUUGAAGAAUAUAUGAGUAAACUCUAAAAGUGUUUAUAUACAGGUUCAUUGAAUUAAUAAUGUCUUUCUAUUA
This is a messenger RNA of Fukomys damarensis (Damara mole-rat), 815 nucleotides long. It is a transcript of the gene Mrpl32, whose product is annotated as mitochondrial ribosomal protein L32. Bases 41 to 604 code for a protein of 187 amino acids. NCBI's taxonomy places the organism in Eukaryota, Metazoa, Chordata, Mammalia, Rodentia, Bathyergidae. The transcript has 3 exons. Gene Ontology annotation, molecular function: structural constituent of ribosome. Gene Ontology annotation, cellular component: mitochondrial large ribosomal subunit. Gene Ontology annotation, biological process: translation. The record is from RefSeq and is a predicted model, not a curated record.